Messenger RNA from Mixia osmundae IAM 14324, 543 nucleotides. RefSeq lists its product as uncharacterized. The coding region runs from base 1 to 543 and encodes 180 amino acids. The transcript has 5 exons. The record is from RefSeq and is a predicted model, not a curated record. NCBI's taxonomy places the organism in Eukaryota, Fungi, Basidiomycota, Mixiomycetes, Mixiales, Mixiaceae.
AUGCUGUUCAAAGGAUUGAUCGCCCUCGCGCUCGCAGCUACCAGCACACUCGCGCAGCAAUGGCCAAGCGAUGGCAAGACUGGCACGUUCGAAGUCUUUCUGACCGGCCAGGCAGAAUGUGGUGCACUCUGGCUGCAGAACAAGGUGCCUGGCCACGCGACUUACACUGUCAACAUUGGAGCGCCCUCUGUCAAAUUCCAUCUCGUUGCUGGCGUGGGCAUCACCUAUAUUGGUGACCAUACCGGCAUCACGCUCGGCGACGCUGGCUACAAUCCCGCUAAUGGCAAAUGGAAGAUCAUCUUCAACGUGGUGGCACCCGAGACUGGCAUUCAGAGCUGUGGAUGCGGCGCUGCCAUGUCGAUCGCCAUCGAUGUUCCUCUCAAGGGCGGUGCUGCAAACGGGUUUGUCUAUCUCAACAGCGGCAAAUUUUCGCAGACCUGCGUCGUAACGCCCGGCUGUAAUAAGAUGGGCAUCACGAUGCUCGUAGGCAACGGGAGCUGCAAAAUCACCGCGGCGCCCUAUGCCACGGUCUCGCCUGCCUGA